UUAAGGUGGACGUGACGGUGGUCUUAGGUGCGGUGGUUCUAAGGAAUAUUUCUUAACUCUUAUUAGUGCUAAAUGUUAACCUGCACAUGUGAACGCGUGUUCAUGGUAUGCUUAGCAUGCCUCUACGUGUAAAUAAGUGUUAGUGAUCACACGUGCCGCACAUUACAAGGAGCAGGAAGUAUUGGCGCGAUUUGGAGGUCAAAGUUAAAUUGACUAAUAUUUCCUGAAAAGCCUUUAACUAUCGGGAAUAAUUGCGCCGGAGUCUGCCCUUUGCUGCUGCUGCAUUCAAGGUUCAUCCGACUACGAGAAGCGGUGACCCUGGCCAUUGAGGCGCACCAUGUCGAUGUCCUAGCAAUGGAAACCAACAUACUUCGAGAUCACCUGACCGCCUCGCCUGAUCUCACUUCGCCAAGAUCUACGCCUCUGCCUGCCAACGAUCCCUCCAAAUCAGUGGUCCAGUGCCCACAUUGUGAUCACAAGCUCCUCAACGAGAAUUCACUCAAAGUCCACCUCAUCUACCAUCACGGAAUUGGACAAGAUAACAACAUGUGGAUGAACACGCAGGACAGCACAGAACCCACUCAAGCUGCUCCUAUGAGCGAUCAGCCGUCGAGCAGCAAUGACCACGCUCUGAACGAUGACAACAUCCACAAUCAGCCACAAAUCCCUGUGGAGAAUCUCGAGUUCAGUUCAGUCUUGACCAACGUGGAUGGCAUGCAUAUGUCGAGUAACUCCCAGCAAAAAUACGCUCCACCUUCUGCCAUGUCUCCUAUGCAAUUCGAUUUUUCAUCCCCGUCAGCCAAUAACGUCAGUUCUUCUUUCCAGCCGUCAUCCAGCCAGUAUUUGAACGAUUAUUCGCACAUACCAAACUCAAACGAGUACGGAAUAACUCAGUCUUACUCAACGAUCGCAGGGUUCAAUCGAGCCAAUGGCUACUCGCCAGAUGAAGUUGAUUACCAAAAUUCAUACGACAGACAAUUUGCUCCAGGUGGCCCCCGCUUCCAUCCGUAUGUCCGGUCUCCUUUGCCCUCACCGUUAGUUAUAAAGGAAGAACCCAUCAUCAAGACUGAGACUCAAGAGAUUCUGGAUCUGGAUUCUCACAGAUUUUUGCAAAACAGUUCGCACACAACGGCAGUGCCCCAACUUUCCGGGGGAACAGUUUCCCACAUCUGGAGGCCGGCUGAUCAUCAACUUAGCAAUUCACCAACCCUUCCUCCCAUGCCCCUCACCGGAGGGCAUAUGCAGUCCCUAAGCUCAGGUUCCAUGUAUGGUGGCUCAGUUAUGCACUCCCAGCACAGCCCAUCUCAUGGGCCCAUGGGUUAUCCAUCACCAAUACCAUCUAACAAUUACCACCCACAAGGCUUCUCACAAGUCAAUUCCCUUCCGCCUCUUGGCCUGCCAAAGCUAUCCCCGAAUUACCUGCAAUCGGAUUCCUCACAAAAUUCCUCUAUCAUCCAGUCCCAACCGCCGCCUCAGACCCGCCAGGCGAACGAUGGGCCUCCAACUGAGUUUCCAACUAACGUGAAAAGACCAAAAAAUUUUAAGUGCGAAAUUUGUCUUAAGUGGUUCACAAGUCAAGGCCACCUGAAGCGGCAUUACAACACUACUCUGCACAAGAACAUGGCUAAACAAAAGGAAAAUACAGCAGAGACUGAACUCACGGAUCCUCUGGCCAUGCAGAGCACUUCUAUGCAAUCAUCAAUUCUUCAACCUGUCAAUUCCCCCGCAAUGCCCUCAAUGUCUCCAGCAAUGCCACCUACCAUGUCUCCAGCUAUGCCUCCUGUCAUGACACCUACUAUGUCUCCCGCAAUGCCUCCUGGUGGUCUGCCUGCCAUGUCUCCUGCAAUGACUCCUUCCAUGUCACCGGUCAUCACUUCCUCUUUACCGCCAUCAGAUUCCCCCAUGAUGUCAUCGAGCCCACGACUCCCCUCCAAUGGGAUGACCGUUCAGCCAGGACCUGAUAGUUCCAAUCGCCUCGUAUCUGAGCCCGAGGAGAAGUCCGCUGAUCUGAAUCCAAGUCCUCUAGCUUAUCAAAUGUCUAACGAAAUCCAGUAUUCACAGGCCCCUGAACAAAAUAUUCAAUACCACUCUACGUACGGUGGUAACGAUUCCUAUGAACCAAACUACAAUGAUUAUUCUAGCCGGUCACUGGAACCGUACUCAGUGGCAUCAUCCACAAACUCCUCGAACGUUCCCACUUCCUCGACGAUGUAUCAUGGUCACUUUAGCAGCUCAAAUUCUCAAAACGGACUGGGUAUUUCGUCGCAGUUUUUUCUGACAGGUCCCACCCCAAUGACAGGGGGUGGAACUACAUUUCUCCGACCCAAUGAUUCAACAAUCCGUCCUACUCCCUCGCCGCACCCGUCCUCUCAAGCUCAUUUAGGAGGGUACAACAUGAGCCCUGUAGCCACCAUGAGCUCGAAUUUCUCCGGUGUCAGUAGUAGCAGUACAAAUGAGUAUCUUAGUCAAAGUAAUCCCGAUAUUAUGGGGCAGAAUCGGCCAGUAAAUAGAUACUCCCCCCAGGAAAAUGCGAGUGGUGAAGUGGAUUCCAUCAUUGAUGGAUUCACGACAUUCCCUAGUUUGAAUUCCAUGGAAGCCAAAGAUCAGGCAACUAGGCAGGAAAUAAAUAACCAUUACUUUGCUGAGCCCGAUGGUCGACCUCCGUCCAUAUCCCCUGAGGUGAGGUCUGGUUCAGCUCUCGAUAGCACUUCAGAUGGUUCAAGAGACUCGAUCAGUACCACGGCCAGUGGAGGAAGUACCUCAAGUAACACUCCUACCACUAAGACCAAGGAAGGCAAAGAUGCACCUGUCAAGUGCCCUGACUGUUCCAAGGUUUGUGCCAGUCCCUGUUAUCUUACUCAACACAGAAAACGUUACCACUCAGGAGUUCUGGAUUACAAAUGUGAGAAAUGUGGCAAAAAGUUUUCCGAGCGUACAAAUUAUGAGGAACACAAGCUAAAGCACGCCGGAGACAAGCCUUACAAGUGUGAAGAAUGUCCCAAGCAGUUCAACCACAAAACAGACCUGCGGCGACACAGCUGUUUACACACCGGCGAAAAACCGUUCCACUGCCCUACAUGCAACAAGGGGUUCAUUAGGAAAGACCACAUGAUGAAACAUCAGAUGACCCACGAGAAGAAACGUCAGGCGGCCGCUGCCGCAGCUGCGGUCAACAGUAUUCCAACUUCUCACCAUAUUCCUGUUUCUAUGAAUGGGGCGUUACCUGGCUACCCACCUGCCCACAUGCCCACUAACGCUCUCAUGCCUGACCGUUUCAUUCCCAACUCGUACCCAUCAAUGGGCCAUCAUCACCAUCUAGCUCCUCCACCCCACCACAAUCCGCCGACCUUGGCUCAGCACCCAUCAAGCCUACCUCGGGUAUACUGACAGUACCGAGAGUACUACUACCCAUAUCACAAUCAUUACUUCUACUCGAACACAAACCACUACGUGCCUUCUGCCCUAAACUGUUGAGAGCACCCUAGGCCGCCUUCUGUUUGCUAACUUUAGAAUUCAUUGAAAUUAUUGCCGUUCGUUUCGCAUCCUAAGCUGCGAUCGUAACCACGUCCACCUCCCGUCUCAAGUCUUGUCCUGCUUCGGAAGUUGCUUAGAUUCUUGCGAUGCACCUAAAAUCGCUUGUGAUUAUUAUGAAUCUGUAUUAGUGGUAGAUGUUAAAGCAGAUGACGCCGUGCCAAUCUAGCUAGGUUACUGAAUUUCUCGCAUAGUACUAGAACUAGAGGAUUACUAGCUGCACCUGCUGCAAGUUUCGUGAUGGACUCCUCUGUACUCGAUGGAGAGUGGUGGUUUAGUGGUGCGCAAUGCAUAUCGUGUGCUUGUAAGGACCGUUGUCAAUUCACUUCUGCGUAUCUUUCAAGAUUGUUCUAAAGGUGUCUUCUGAUUACUCACGGCAGAGUUGCCAGUUUUCAACUGCCUUCGUGUAAAGCUUCUACCUUCCGUUAGAUCUUCCUCGCCGGCUUCCUCUGCCCGACACUUGUUGCAACUGAUCACACACAUCGUCGUUUAUAAUCAUAAUCAUUCCAUGUAGUGUCUAAGCUGUAAUGCUCAUAUGAAACGUUAGAUCCUUGCACUGGUAAGGAGUGACGUGUCUCUCUUCCUGUUUAAUUUUCAAACUUCGGCUCAGUAUUAAGUUCGAUGACAUUCUGUGGUGAGCGCAGGUACUAAGUCUAGUUUAUUGAUAAGGAAAAUUAAUCAUUUUAGCAUAUCUGUGUAAAGACAUUGUUAUUUUAGUAUUAAAUUAUGAGGGUUUUUGCCGUCAGCGUUGCGCUGGAGCAGACACCUUAGUGUGUUAUUCUUUGUAACUAUAUGACGAAUUCUCAGAGGAUGUUAGCAACGCACUGAAUCAAAAGAGGCUGCUAGCCUGCUUCCGCCUAUAGACUUG
Hyalella azteca is the source of this 4399-nucleotide messenger RNA. RefSeq lists its product as uncharacterized. Gene Ontology annotation, biological process: regulation of transcription by RNA polymerase II. Gene Ontology annotation, molecular function: RNA polymerase II cis-regulatory region sequence-specific DNA binding; DNA-binding transcription activator activity, RNA polymerase II-specific. The transcript has 2 exons. The record is from RefSeq and is a predicted model, not a curated record. Lineage: Eukaryota; Metazoa; Arthropoda; Malacostraca; Amphipoda; Hyalellidae. Gene Ontology annotation, cellular component: nucleus. Bases 355 to 3387 code for a protein of 1010 amino acids.